CCUGUCCCCUCCCGGUGUCCCCUGCAGGCCAAGCUGGAGGUGGCCGUGGCGCAGGAGCUGCAGCUCAGCGAGGACAGGUGGCCCGAGGAUGUCACCAGCCAGGACACGGAGGACGGGCUGGCCACGCGUGUCACGGGGCUGCUGCGGGCGCACGUGGACCGAGCCCCCCAGGUGACCCCCGAGUUCGGGCGGGAGAUGGCGCACAGCCUGCUGGGCGUGCUGGUGGCCUUCCUGCACAGCGCUGUCCCCAGCUUCCAGCGCAAGGUCGAGCGCUUCCUGGAAGCCCCCGGCGACGUCCCCGCGCCCGACGCCGCCCGCGCCAUCGCCCUGGCCAACUGCGUCCCGCCCUUCCGGGCGUUCUCCGAGCGGCUGGCGCAGUUCGGGCACGCCGAGAGCGAGGAGCCGCGGCGCCAGGCGCACGCCGCGCUGGACCGCGUCACCCGCGCCUGCGGCCACCACCUCACGCGGCGCCUCUUCGAGGACCUCAAGCCCCACUUCGGGAAGCUGAUGAAGCGCAAGUGGCUGACGAGCCCGGACGCCUUCGACGCCAUCGUCAUCCUCGUCACCGGCUUCGCGCAGACGCUGCAGCCGCUGCACCCCGAGCCGCGCCAGGUGCUGGUCAGCGAGCUGCACCGCCGCGUGCUCAUCGAGUACGUGCGGCCGCUGCUGCAGGGACGCCUGGUGUGCGCCUCGGCCAAGGCGCGCGCCCGCGUGGCCGCCCGCCUGGGCGACGAGGCCCGCCAGCUCCGCGAGCUCUUCACGCGCCUGGAGUCGGCGUCGCCCUGGCUGGACUCGGUGGUGCCGCGGCUGCGGGAGCUGCUGGUGCUGGAGGACACGGCCGCGCUGCAGAUGGAGGUCGGCGCCCUGGCCAGGGACUUCCCCGACGUCCGGUGGGUGCCGCGGGGACACCGGGGGGUGACAAAACCGGGGGUGGCACCGUGGGGGUGACACAGCCGGGGGUGG
Molecule: messenger RNA, 963 nt
Organism: Passer montanus (Eurasian tree sparrow)
Lineage: Eukaryota; Metazoa; Chordata; Aves; Passeriformes; Passeridae
Product: exocyst complex component 3-like protein 2
Exons: 7
Coding region: 196-948 (250 amino acids)
Biological process (GO): exocytosis; exocyst localization
Cellular component (GO): exocyst
Molecular function (GO): SNARE binding
Source: RefSeq, a predicted model, not a curated record